AUGCCCGUCCCUGUUGCGAACCACGUUGAGAAGCUGCCUCCGGCGUCGCGCGAGCGGUUGGUCCGAGCUGGUAUCGACCUGACAAACUACCCUGAGUGGCCUCCAAAGCCGAAGAGCUUGACGCUCGCCGCUAAGGUCAGGGAGGAAGAGCGCCCUCAUAUCGAGAGGGGCAAGAAUGCGGAUCCGGAGAAGAAGGCACUCCUCAAGGCCGCUAAGGAGGUCAUUCACCUCAGCAAGCAUAUCGGGACGGAAAUUGUCGGUCUUCAGCUGUCGCAGCUAACGGACCAGCAGAAAGACGAACUCGCUCUUCUCAUCGCCGAGAGGACGGUCGUUUUCUUCCGCGACCAAGAUCUGACCCCGCAGCAGCAACGCGACCUGGGCGCUUACUUCGGUGAAGUCGAGGUCCACCCUACUGCUCCUCGCGUGCCUGGUCUCCCGGGUGUCUCCAUCAUCUGGCCCGAGCUUGCAAGGCAAGAGAGGGUUGGUUUUAGGAACCCCUUCGGAACUCAAGAUUGGCACACGGAUCUUACUCAUGAGAAGCAGCCGCCGGGCAUCACACACCUUCACAACGACACUAUUCCGUCCAUCGGCGGCGACACAUAUUGGGCUUCGGGUUACUCCGCUUAUGACAAGUUGUCCCCUGCAUUCCGUGCAAAGAUAGACGGCCUUCAGGCCGUCUACCGCUCAGCCCAUGUGUACAAGAACCCUGAGGACCCUGAUGGUCCUCUCGUUCCGAUAGAGCGUGUGCACCCGCUUGUGCGCACCCACCCGGCGACAGGCUGGAAGAGCUUGUUCGUGAACCGCAAAUACACACUGCGGAUCGUCGGUUUCGAGCCAGCCGAGAGCAAAAUCAUCCUGGAUUACCUCUUUGACGUGUACGAGCGUUCUUUGGACAUCCAAGUGCGUUUCAAGUGGACUCCGGGGACGUCCGCUCUCUGGGACAACCGUAUUUCCAUUCACGCAGCCGUAUUUGACUACGAAGGCCACGAGCCUCGCCAUGGUACUCGUGUGUCCUCGCUGGCCGAGGUUCCUUACUUUGACCCGCAAUCGAAGUCGCGUCGUGAGGCUCUCGGGCUGGACAAGCCAGAGGAUUUCUUGCCCAAGAAGGAGAUUAUCUACUGA
Molecule: messenger RNA, 1122 nt
Organism: Punctularia strigosozonata HHB-11173 SS5
Lineage: Eukaryota; Fungi; Basidiomycota; Agaricomycetes; Corticiales; Punctulariaceae
Product: alpha-ketoglutarate-dependent taurine dioxygenase
Exons: 11
Coding region: 1-1122 (373 amino acids)
Cellular component (GO): cytoplasm
Molecular function (GO): 2-oxoglutarate-dependent dioxygenase activity
Source: RefSeq, a predicted model, not a curated record